Messenger RNA from Strongylocentrotus purpuratus (purple sea urchin), 1532 nucleotides. RefSeq lists its product as uncharacterized. The coding region runs from base 4 to 981 and encodes 325 amino acids. Gene Ontology annotation, biological process: transmembrane transport. The transcript has 2 exons. The record is from RefSeq and is a predicted model, not a curated record. Gene Ontology annotation, molecular function: monocarboxylic acid transmembrane transporter activity. Lineage: Eukaryota; Metazoa; Echinodermata; Echinoidea; Camarodonta; Strongylocentrotidae.
UCCAUGGGUUAUCUAUCUACCAAAGUGUUGCUGAAUGAAUAUUUUAAAAGGAGUUAUGUUCUGAUGGCUGCCGUCACCAAUCUUGGUAGUACAACAGGAGCUUUCAUUGCGCCGUUCGUCAUAGAGAGGUCGCUGGAGGCCUAUGGUUACAUUGGAGCUAUGCUUAUACUUGCUGCCUUUUCGUUGCAUGCCAUUCCAGCAAGUGCCACUCUGAGGAAACCCCGAGAUAGGCCUUCAAAACCUUCCAUGAAGAAGAAGAACGAUCAUGAGGCAACUGGUAGCGACGAGAAACUGGUGAGAGAGGAGGGCGAUGAAUAUAUCUCGAAAGAAGAACCAGAGUCAUCCACAAGGUGUAUUACAAAAAUCAAGGAAUGGCUCAAAGACUGCAUUUUUAUCAGAGAGCCUCUCUUCACCAUGACACUUCCGUGUCUUUUCUUCACCUUAGCUUGUUUAAAUGCUUGGGUGCUCUUUCUCGUGCCCAGAGCGGAAUGGCAUGGCAUCCCGAGCUCCAAGGCAGUCUUCGUGUCGACUGCUGGUGGAGCAGGAGGUAUCGUGGGCCGGGUCUUCUUUAUAGCUCUUCUCUACUUCGGUGCUAACCCAAUAGUUCUGUCCUGUGUGUUCUUCAUGAUGUCUGCAGUCACCUUUCUGGCAGACCCCUUCAUCACGACGUUUCCAGUGAUGUGCGUUGUAGCCUUUAUCCAAGGGUGGAGUGUGUUCUCCUGCAAUCUGGCGCUCUCAGGUUACCUGAAGUAUUCCGUUUCCGACGAGAACUUCACUAUGGCUGCGGGCAUCGAUGGUCUGGUAUCGGGGCUAGGGAGGAUGUCUGGAGGCUUCCUUGGAGGUCUUAUCAAGGAUGCCACACAAUCGUUCACUACGGUGUUUGUCGGGAUUGGAUUUGGUUUUUGCUUUCUGGAGGUAAAUGCCUUACUCUUUUUACUUGCCCUUCGCAGAAAACAAAAGAAAAGAGCAAAUGAUCUGUAAAACCACAGAUUCCCCUUCUUUUCGUCAUCAGUGCAACUAUAAUUUAUCUGUCAACCUUUUCUACAUCGACAUCUUGUUUGGACAUCGGAAAUAUUGGUUAGAAACUGUAAUUUUAUCAAAAACUCAGGCCUUAUUUACCCAGGGUCGCCACAUCAAUAUGACAAUAGAACACUGCUCGUCCUGUGGGCCCUGCAAUUAUUAUUACCCCAGCAAUGAAUAUUACCCAGUAAUUAUUAUUACCCCAGCAAUUUCCAAAAAAGACAUUAUUGUGGAGUUUAGGCGCCAGCAAGACGACUAUGAAGAGCAUAUCUUUACGCCGUCUUGAUGUGCUCGACAACCGUGGGUUGUUGAUGUCACUUGUGUGGACCACACGGCGAGGCUGACGAUUCAUGAGAAUUAGUAUACGGUUGACGAGACGCAGAAAGAUACAUCAUAAAACGAAGAAGAACACAAGACGCAGCAAAAAGAACUCCUAAAUAUGUGUCAUUUAUUAAUUAUAAAUGUGACUAAGUUAUGAUAAAACAUCGAUAAUUCUCGGUUUCGUUUUUUCC